Tetranychus urticae (two-spotted spider mite) is the source of this 1559-nucleotide messenger RNA. RefSeq lists its product as uncharacterized. The record is from RefSeq and is a predicted model, not a curated record. NCBI's taxonomy places the organism in Eukaryota, Metazoa, Arthropoda, Arachnida, Trombidiformes, Tetranychidae.
AAACAGGGCAAGCGCAAGAACCUGUCUGGUUUUGCUUGCAUUUUGUUAAGUGUACGCGUUGAUAUUUCUUGUUAAAUUUCUUUGUUUAAAAAUCCUAAUCGCAUUGGUAAAUUAUGGGUACUGCGAUUUCUUCACCGUUUUCUUAUUGGCGCUCAGAAGCAACUAAAUCUUCAUCAGAUAAUACUGAGUCCAGUGAGACCGAAAAUCAACCCACAUGUGACCCAAAAAGUGUUAAUGGACAUUCUAAUGAAUCCGGAGAUGAAGAUGCACAGGAUCAAGAUGGCGGUAAUCUGGAUGGAAAUGUGGAUGAAAACGAAAAGAAAGAUGAAGAAUCAGAUGAUAACCAUGCAUCUCCUGAAUCUGGGGAUAAUGCUGAUAACAAAGAUCAGGACCAUUUCAUCAGUUCAGUUAAUGGCGGGGAAAACGGUGUAGAGGCUGAAAAUGAUUCUGAAGACAAAGUCAAAAACGGACAAAAUGGAAACUAUGAUGAGACAAUGGAGAGUGGUGUAUCCGAUUCAAAUCCUAUUAUUUUGCUCAAUGAUAUCGCUCUAGUUCAAGAUCAUGCUGAUGCUCGCAAUGAAUUUUCUUCUGAAUUCGAAGCAGCUAAAGCUGCCUAUGCUGCUCGCGCUAAUAUGUCUAAGGUCAUUAUGGGACAGAGACAAAGUCAGUUAACCAAGGAAAGUAGGAAACGUGACCAUUCUGCUGAUUCUGAUAGGUCAACUCCAAGUUUUCAGAAUAACAUGGCUUAUUUAAAUGACAUACCGAUUGCUAAUCGUAGUAAAAGACAAAAGUCAUCAGAAACAGAUUCAGUUUCUUCCCGAAGUGAUAGUGUUUCAGCAGAAAUUGAACAAAUUACAUCUAAGGUUGCCAAAAAUAGGAAACGUCGGGCCAAGACUGCCAAAAAAUAUCUAUCUUAAUUAAGAUGUUAUUUAAUUUACCAUCUUACUCUUCAUUACGCAAACAUCCAUCUUCGCAUCAAAAUCUACUUCAUCCAGACGGACAAACCCCACUCUUUUUCUCCUUUAAGUUCCAUAUUAUCUUAUGGAAAUACAUCAAUCUUUCGGAAUAAGGUUGAUUAUUAGCACACCAAGAAGAAAAAACAAAACUCGGACUCAAAUCUAAUUAUUAUCCCAAUCCCUAAUUGAUAAUUUUUGUUUUUAAUUGAUUCGCAUCAACUCUUGUGUACAAAUUGAUUAUACUCAGUGUUUCUUGAGAAUGAGAAUCUUAUUCUUUACCGUUUCAUGAACCUGUACAAUAGCAUCAUUUCUCGAAUCUCAUAUUUUGAUUUAGUUUUCCCUCUUUAUACAACCCUCUUCAUAGGUUUUUAGUUUAUUUUCUCUUCCUUCCCUACUUUAUCUUUUUUUAUCAUCAGUUGUUUUAGCUUUUUGCUGCCAAAGCACUUUUAUUAUCAUUUGACUCAACCUGUCUUCAACUCUUCCAAUUUUUGUAUGAUUUAAAGGUGUUAAAAUGAACCCUGAAAUGUCGAGAAUGUUACAAAUCCUUUUUUAUCCACAGCUGAUUUGCUUUUAUUAAAAUAAAUUAAAAGUGACACAAAAUAA